Parnassius mnemosyne (clouded apollo) is the source of this 1644-nucleotide messenger RNA. The record is from the annotation of a GenBank genome assembly. NCBI's taxonomy places the organism in Eukaryota, Metazoa, Arthropoda, Insecta, Lepidoptera, Papilionidae.
AUGUGGCGUGUGAGAUUGCUUUUAUUAUUUUUUAGUUUUGCUUCAGCUGAGGAAGAUUCUAGAACGGUUAUAUUAGAGCAGGGAGGUGUUAGGGGUGAAAAAUACUGGAAUGGCGAUUUCUACGAGUUUUAUGGUGUACCAUACGCCAGUGUUCCAAAGGGACGAGAUAGAUUUCAGGGUCCUUUACCGGUUAUACCAUGGAAUGGAAUAAUAGACGCUAAGAAAAAUAAUAUAGUAUGUUAUCAAACAUAUUAUACUGAAGACGAAAAUGAUGAAUUUAUUUUAUCUGGAGAAGAGGAAUGCCUUACGAUAAAUCUAUUGGUUCCUAAAAUAGCUACAGAAACUAAUUUAGUACCCGUUGUAGUGUAUAUACACAGUGGAGCCUUUGCUGGUGGUAAUGGAAAUAUGGCUAAAUUUCAUUAUUUAGCAAGACAUGACGUCAUUGCCGUCAGCUUCAAUUAUAGAUUAGGGGCAUUAGGAUUUGCAUGUCUCGGAAAUAAAGAAAUUCCUGGUAAUGCUGCAAUGAAAGAUCAAGUGGCCGCCUUAAAGUGGAUUAACAAAAAUAUAAAAAAGUUUGGUGGUGACCCUAAAAAAGUAACAUUAGCAGGAUUCAGUGUAGGUGCAGCUAUGGCUGAAUUACUUACGCUAUCUAAACUAACUGAAGGACUAAUAGACAAAUUAAUUUUAGAGAGUGGAUCAGCUCUUUCCCCAUUUGCAAUUAAUAGAGAUCCUCUAAGUACCGCAUUAAACAUCGCAAUAUCACUUGGAUAUAAUAACACAGGAAAACUGGAGGACUUAACUGAAUUUUAUUUGAAUGCAAGUGCGGAAGCUUUGUCAACUAAAAGUUUAAACUUCUUUUUACCUAAUAGCACUUUUGGAUUUGCGCCCUGCAUUGAAAACGUUUAUAAAGGGAUUGAACCUUUCUUAACAGAGUCACCAACAGAUAUCAUAAACAAAGGCUCUAAUCACAAAGUAUCAGUUCUUACUGGUUUCGCUAAUAUGGAAGGAAUAAGCAGAUUAAUACAAUUUGAUAAAUGGAGUGAAAGUAUGAAUGAAAAAUUCUCUGAUUUCUUGCCAGCUGAUUUAAUAUUUGCAGAUAAAAAAUUGAAAAAUUCCGUUUCAAAAGAAAUAAAACACCACUACUUCAACAAUGAAGAUGUAACCCAUGACAAUAUUCAAAGCUAUGUCGAUUAUUUUUCUGAUUCAAUGUUUAAAUAUUCAAUUUUGAAGUCAGCUAAAUUGCAUGCUGCAACAUCUAACAGGCCCGUAUUUCUGUAUGAGUUCUCUUAUAUUGGUAAUUUAAAUAUGAAAUAUCACUACAUGGACCGCAUUAAAGGUGCCAGCCAUAGAGACCAAACAGCUUACAUUUUAGAUUUUUUUGGAUGGACAAACAGAUAUGGAGACUUGGAUACCAGAGAUAGAAUGACGAUGAUGUGGACUGAUUUUGUAAAAUACGAAGACCCGACAGCCUACGAGAGCGCGCUUAUUAAUUUCAAAUGGCAUCCUUAUACAAAUGACAAACAAAUUUAUUUACAAAUAGACAAGAAGCCAACAUUAAGGAAAGGUUUAUUCGCAGAUGGAUAUAACUUUUGGAAUAAAGUAUACGAGAUGUAUUACUGGAAUCCAACGCCACCGAAGAAAUGA